This is a messenger RNA of Drosophila subpulchrella, 1546 nucleotides long. RefSeq lists its product as uncharacterized. The transcript is spliced from 4 exons. The record is from RefSeq and is a predicted model, not a curated record. NCBI's taxonomy places the organism in Eukaryota, Metazoa, Arthropoda, Insecta, Diptera, Drosophilidae. Gene Ontology annotation, biological process: regulation of synaptic transmission, cholinergic; positive regulation of voltage-gated potassium channel activity; sleep. Bases 130 to 687 code for a protein of 185 amino acids.
CCAACGGCAGUGACGGUAACUCUCGGAAAAAUCACUUGGAGCGGAAAAUCCAAGAAAAUUACAUCGCGCGAGUGCUAGAAAAUAUUUUGAAAAAUCUGCAAUAAAUCAAAGAAAUCAAAAGUGCGCGUAAUGUCGGGAAUUAUAUUGCUGCUGGCCUUGUUGGCCCUGGUUUCCAAUGGCGCCGCCAUCAAUUGCUUCGUCUGCGAUUCGAGUGAUAAUCCCAGUUGCUCCGAUCUGGGUUCAAAUUCCAGCAUAGUACCAGAGGAGUGCACAUUGGACAAAAUGAGAUCCCUAGACACCUGGCUUUUUGACUUGAACAAAUUCGCGUACUUCGAUAACGGGGCCAACAAAAGUCCACUUAUGAAUUGCCAAAAGGUUGUGGCCAAAGACCCUGAGACUAGAAAAGUGGUAACGGCGCGCUUUUGCCAACUGGACACCGGGGACUCCGAUGCCUGCGACAUCCUGAGGAAAAAGCUCCGAAUCCCCAAAACCGAGGAGCGGGACCAGCGCAAGAAGAGCGAGAACAAGAGGCGAAAGAAUCAGGAUGGAGACAAUGGCGAUGAUAUCUCCGCCGAGGAGGCGUUCUUCUGCGACAUUUGCAAAACGGAUCGCUGCAAUGGAGCGGCGGCCAUAACGCUGGCAUUGGGUUCGGUUCUCUCCAUGAUUAUGAUCCAAUUGGGAUUGUAAGGAGGGGGUUAUACAACCUAUAUAUAGAUGGAUCGAGUGGUUGCAUUUAGGUUGAGUUACCGUUGGCGUUACCCUUGCCGUUUACUUUGUAAAUAUUUGAGUGCAAUGUCGCUGAUUCGUACAUGAGUUUCAAAGGCACUCACUUUACCCCCCACUUACCCUUUCCGCCCUUAACCCUAGAAAUGUAAGCACCCACCCACACUUAGGUACACAAUCCCCAAAACACCGAUACUAAACACUCAAAGGGAGAAAGCUCCGCACACAAAGUCGCUUUGAUUCAAAACAAAUAUUCGGCUUUCACUUUCCAAAAUAAACACCAAAAAAAAGAAAUAGUAGGUAUAUUUAAUCCUAUAUAUCAACGUUUGGAUUUUUAUGCCCUUAGCUCUUACUAUCUAGCUUUAUUAUGUUACUAAUUAGAUUGUUUUUUUAUAAAUGCUAGGAGCGAUGAGUAUAAGAAUUCACCAAUUGCCUUUAAUUUUCUUAUAAUUCAUAGCAAGCAAUAUAUAGAUGUGAAUUAAAAUCGACGUAUGAAGUAGGUAAAUUUAAAAGUGCUUAAAAUAACAAAUUCAUUAGAAAAAAAAACGCAAGCAAUAACAAUCAGCUUAAUGCAAGACGCGAAUUUAAGAACGAACUUAAACAAAUGCAAUAAAUGUUAAUAAAUGUGCAAUUAAUAGAAAUGUUAACGAAAGCAAUGCAAUAAAUAUUCUGUGAGCUUAGAAAUCGCCUGAAAGCCACACUUUAUAAUAAUAUAGUACUAUAUGUUUUUGCGCCGAGUUCUGCUUAGAUCGUAAGCGAGUUUUGAAAUGGUAACAAAUUUGAACCUUCAGAGCACACGAAUAAAUGCUGUAUGACAGUAUAA